GGAAAACGAGUAAUAGUUAACUGCUUCUUGGGCUUCAUGACCGUGUGUGUGUGGAGGGGCAGUGCCUGGAGCAGAGCCCCAGAGGUGCUCAGGUAAGCUGCUCAGGUAAGCCAGGUGCACCCCUCCCUCAGCACUUGGCACCGACCUGCGCCGGGACACGUGAGUGAGCACUGGCUUUCCGACAGCUUGUGACCAAGCAGAACAAACUCUGUUAAGCAAGUUCAGCCCGACAACCAAGGUGAAAAGGCUCCUUCGGCUCACAGUGUGAAUAACAGGUGAAAAACGGGGGUAGGGAAAGAACCCCUCUCACCCACUCCCUGAGGUCAAGUUGAGGGCAAGUUAUUCGAAAGCAGAAUCCACACAGGCAGCCAAGUUAAACGCGUGCGUGUAUCAGAGCAGCCUGAAACCCAGACGUUACUUUUCCUCUUGAUUUUUUCCUGACCAAGGGCAUCCUCAGAUGAUCUCAGAAAGAGAGUAGAGAUAACUAUGAUGGCUUACCAGUGCUCUUCUUGGAUCUUCGUCAAUGAGAGGACAUUUAUUACCAGGGAACAACUUAAUUCUUUAUUGAAGACCUAUAACAUUUCUUAUGGGAACCAGGAAAAUCUGCAUAUUGUAUAUGGACAGACUGAAGAUGGGAAACCAAUUGUUGAAGGAAUGCUGGACAUUUUCUGGGGAGUAAAACGGCCUAUACAGCUGAAAAUACAAGAUGAGAAGCAAAUCCCUUCUUUUACUGUACUGAAGUCACCAGAUGUCUUUUCCAAAGGGGGAAUGACACGCUGGGGGGAAUUUGAUGAUCUUUAUCAUAUUAGUGAACUGGAAAGAACCCAGAUUCCAGUGUCUGAAGCAAAGAAUUCUCAGGAAGAUUAUUUAUCUUAUCACAGCAGCACUCUGAAGCCUCAUGGAGAUGAAGAGCCAGAAUCUCCCUUGCUCUAUAGAACCAUGAGUGAAGCAACCCUAGUGAGAAAAAAGAUGAAGCCUCUAAUGAUGGACAGAAAAGACAGACGGAACCAUAGGGCCUCUAUUAAUGGACACUUUUAUAACCAUGAAACAUCAAUUUUCACUCCAGCCUUUGGAUCAGAAACUAAGGUCAGAAUAAACAGUAACAUGAAAACUGAAGAAGUAAUAAAGCAACUUCUCCAAAAAUUUAAGAUUGAAAACAGUGCCCAGGAUUUUGCACUUUACAUUAUUUUUGCAACGGGAGAGCAGAAACGGCUAAAGAAGACAGACAUUCCACUACUGCAUAGGCUCCUACAGGGACCAUCCAAAAAGAAUGCUCGCAUUUUCCUCAUGGAUAAAGAUACAGAAGAAAUUAGCAGUGAUGUGGCUCAGUACAUUAACUUUCAUUUUUCUCUCCUGGAAUCCAUCCUUCAAAGAUUAAAUGAGGAAGAGAAAAGAGAGAUUCAAAGAAUAAUAACAAAGUUCAGUACAGAAAAGGCUAUUAUACUGAAGUGUCUUCAAAGUAAACAAGUAGUAAAAACAGAGACGACCGUUUAAUAGUAUAGGGCACUAUUGCUAAAAUGCUUCAACAAAAUUAGAGGUGUUACUAACUUGAUGAAUGCAUACAUUCUAUACUGCAUUCAUACAAAUACAUAUGAACUUUAAUCUGUAGAAAAUUGAAUGUUGUAAAAGCUUGUCUCUGAAGUGAUGAGGUAAACUAGGGUUCACAGUUGGACUGAAAUGAGCUUGAAUUUAGUUUCAGUAACUAAAAUAAACUUGGAUACUGUGUAUUCCAAAUAGGUUUUGUAGUGAAACACUCAAUGAACAUAUUAUGCAGUUAAAACUUCUUUUAGCUUGAAUUGUCAAGAGAACUGGAAUAUCAUCAAACAACUCUCAAAAAUGAUACAGAACUAAAAGCUGCCAACUCUUGAAAUAAAGCAGAAGCAUAUUCUCACCCUCCGAGGAACCUGAUGGUGAGAGUGUUUUACAGCUCCUUGAAAACUCUAACAUUUUCAUAACAUCUAGGGCUGUCUUUCUAUGGGUAGGUGACUUUUGGCUAUCUGUAACCUCAGAGCUAUCUGUCCUUUGGGAAGGAAAAGAUUUUGGACGCUGUUAAGAAAUCCAAAUUUUCUCAACUUGAGCCUUUCGUUUUGCUCUGUUCUACUGAUGACUUUCAAAACUAUGCUUAAGCUUUUGUCUUUUAGGUAAGGUGAACUAUUUUACUUUAUUUUUCCAAACAAAUAUGCCACAGUGACUUACUAUAUUUAAUGUGCUAAGCCAAGACUUACCCCUCAAUAGCCAUUGUUGCUGAAUGAAUACAAAGGAGAAUGCAAAGCUAUAGUAGCUGAAGCUAGAUAGGGAAUCCAGAGGGCUGAAUUUUUUCUCCAAGACAUCUCAUUCCAUAAAGUAAUUCUCAAGGUACUUACAAGUCUGCUAAAGCAAUUUGAAAAAAAAUUAAAAAAGAAGCACUCAAAGUGCCACAAGUACCAUCUAUUAUUUUAUUUAUGAACUCUAUAUCAAAAUGGAGUUGUAUACUGCUUUCUUCCAUCCUCUAAACUACUUCCAUUUGCAUUUCUCAUAAUCAUUGUAUUAAAUUGUUGGAUUACAUUACAUGCACUACAUGGGAUAAUGUUGUAUGUACAAAGCCCAGUUGGAAGAUUAACUAUCAAAAUAUGAAACCUUUUUUAAAAAAAGAUAUUACCCUUAGUGUCACCAAAAUCUAAACUGGAUGAAAGGCAAAGUGUGCUGUGACCUUUUCAGUCCUAGGAAAUAUCUUUUAUUGAGUAAAACAGAGGAUUGACUUGUUAUCCUUUCAUCUAUAAGUUAAUAAGAAAACACUCUCAUCUUGCUAAAAUAAGACAUGCAAUAGUUAAAAUUCAGUAAAUUUAUAAAAGAUUUAUUUUUAAUUUAUUUUUUUAUUGUUAGUUUCUGGUGUACAGAACAAUACAAUAGUUACCCUUUUUUCACCCUCACCAGGUAACAGAUUUAAAGUAGCAGCAAGCACCUGCCAUAAACAUGACAAAAGAUUCCUGUUUAAUAUAUUGAAAGUCUACAAAAUACAUCAGAAAAAUACUGAGUGUUGAAUGGGGGGUGGAGGAGAAGGCAAAUGGCAUGCAAAGUAAAAACAAAGAAGAAGAAAUGCAAAUGGCUACUAUGUGAAAAAAGUGAUAUCUUAACAGUGAUCAACUGUAUUAGUCUGUGUCCAAUCAAGAGACAAAAACUAUACAGUAAUUUAAACAGGGGUGUUUAGUAUAAAGAAGUAUUAAGUAUUUAGAUAAGAGAGUAACUACUCGUAAAAGGUGGGAAAAGGACUUUAAAUGGUAGACUAAGGCUGAUAGAGACUGCUCCAAAAAAAAGGAAAAGUUUGGAAUGAGGGGUUCAGAAUUCACUAGAGAAGGUGUGGCUGCAGCCCACUGGAUAGAGAAGUUCACUGGUUGCCCAGGCCAGAGCAGGGCCGCAGUCAUAGGUCAAGAAGGAACAAUCCUCUAGGGUAUGGACCAACCUGGGCAGGUGGGCAGGUGUGCUGAGAGACUUGGGCUUCAAUGCAGGUGCAAGGCUCAGAUUAUAUAGGUGUAUGUCUAGAGGUCCCCAGAAAACAGUUUGGGGGAACAGGCAAGCCAAGGCUGAAGGGUAAGCACAAAGAUAGAAUCAGGAGUACUGCUGCAGGCGCUGCUAGGACUGGGAGCUGGCGAGGCCUCCUUUGAAGGAACCUAGUACAACUUUGUGUAUGACUUGGGCUGUGGCAUCUUCAAGGCUUCAUGGGACAUAGGUUGGGCAUGUGGCUCACUAGAUGGCCAGUCCCACAGGGCCCUCUCUGAGAGCACGCACCUAGAUGAGGAGAAGAUACAGAGAACAAUGAUGUAAGCUAGGGUAUAGGCCUGCACUGGGGCUCCAGGCUGUGCCACUACAAGCCAAAUCAAAAGCUGGAAAAGGGGUUGGGGAAAUAAAGGCUAAAGAAAGCUGCACCCUACAAACAAAUAGCACAGGAGAAACCAUGGUGGGCAGAGCAGUGGAGAAAAAUGUCACCUUCCCAAGAGGCAGACCAGCCAGCCCUUAGGAAUCAGGAAAGACCAACUUCCUCCUACAAUGUUUCUCUAGUUCCCUCUGCUGACAAAGCAUGACAUGCAAGCUACAAAGAAAACAUAUUUAAAGGGCCCAUAUCCAUUUCACAGAGCAUACAGCAAAGAAUGAAUUUGGGAUGGAAGGGCAAUGAAAAAACUGGCAUGUCAACAAAACACAGAGUAAAGAAAAGUGAAAUAUCCUUUUGGUCUUUAAUUUAGUAAAGAUUAAGAAAUGAUAAUGUUAUUCAACAAAUUACAAUGAGAUGGGCUUUCAAACUACUGAUAGAUAUACAAAUAUAUAUAUAAUUUCUCUUGAAAACAACUGAGCAGUACAUCCUAUAAUUCUACUUUUAGGAUCUUAUAUUGAAAUAAUCAGACAUAAAAGACAUUAUGCAAAGAUACUUACUAUAUUCCAACUUAUUGUGAUAAAAGGAAGUAAAUUGCCUACAUUGUAAAAAAUAGAAAGAUUAAAGGAAAGAAGCAUUUAUCCAUACAAUGUUAUGCAGACAUUAGAAUUGUUUCCAAAUAAAUUUUAAUUAUAGUGAUAAAUUCUCCUUAUGUAUCUAAAUAAGAAUAUACACACAAAUAUUCCCAAAUAUUUACUAUCCAUAAAAAUAUGUGUUCAUAUGUGUAUGAACACUAAUAUUUAUAAAUACAACUCACAAACUAGAAACAAUAUGUUAAAUGUGGUUAUGUCUGGAUUGUAGAAUUAUGGGUGGUUCACCUUUUUUCCUAUGUUUAUUAAAUAUUCUCUAAUGAAUAUGGGUUACUUUUUAAAAUCAGGAAAUAGAAAAGUUAUGAUUAAAAAGUUACGAACAAAAAGUAGCAAGUCAUGGAAAUACAGAGUCCUACUAGAUGCAAAAAAGUUCAAUUAAAUUAUUUAAAUGAGACAUUAGCAUCACUUCUGUGGUAGUUUUAAAAUUAUCC
Messenger RNA from Hipposideros armiger (great roundleaf bat), 4925 nucleotides. It is a transcript of the gene RASSF6, whose product is annotated as Ras association domain family member 6. The record is from RefSeq and is a predicted model, not a curated record. Gene Ontology annotation, biological process: signal transduction. Bases 487 to 1494 code for a protein of 335 amino acids. Lineage: Eukaryota; Metazoa; Chordata; Mammalia; Chiroptera; Hipposideridae. The transcript is spliced from 11 exons.